Cheilinus undulatus (humphead wrasse) is the source of this 2229-nucleotide messenger RNA. RefSeq names its product WD repeat-containing protein 5. Gene Ontology annotation, cellular component: Set1C/COMPASS complex. Lineage: Eukaryota; Metazoa; Chordata; Actinopteri; Labriformes; Labridae. Bases 189 to 1190 code for a protein of 333 amino acids. The record is from RefSeq and is a predicted model, not a curated record. The transcript has 14 exons. Gene Ontology annotation, molecular function: histone binding.
CACACCACAUUCCCCGCUUCUCUCUCAGCCUGAAAAUCCAGACGCAAGUCAAUUCAUUCAUGCGUUUUCCGUGAUCAUUUGUGGAAUUUCACGGUGAUUUUUUUCUUGCAGACGCCGAGCAGCAUCAGUCUGACCGCGACGCUGCGUUUAUUUCUCGAAGCUACCCAGUAGAUGCUCUUUGCCUCACCAUGGCAACGGAAGAUAAGAAACCAGAGACGGACACCAAACCUCCAGUUGUACCAUCAGCAUCUGCCAGUCAAAGCAAGUCUGCACCUGCUAAGCCAAACUACAGCUUGAAGUUCACAUUAGCAGGCCACACAAAGGCUGUCUCCUCUGUCAAAUUCAGCCCGAGUGGAGAAUGGCUCGCCAGCUCAUCUGCUGAUAAACUCAUCAAAAUCUGGGGGGCAUAUGAUGGCAAGUUUGAGAAAACAAUCUCUGGACACAAACUUGGUAUAUCUGAUGUGGCCUGGUCCUCAGACUCCAACCUCCUGGUGUCUGCAUCUGAUGACAAAACCCUUAAGAUCUGGGAUGUCAACUCGGGGAAAUGCCUAAAAACGUUGAAAGGUCACAGUAACUAUGUAUUCUGCUGCAACUUCAACCCCCAGUCCAAUCUUAUCGUUUCAGGAUCGUUUGAUGAGAGUGUUCGGAUAUGGGAUGUGAAGACUGGGAAAUGUUUGAAAACAUUGCCAGCUCACUCUGACCCUGUUUCAGCUGUUCAUUUCAACAGAGAUGGCUCCCUGAUUGUGUCCAGUAGUUAUGACGGCCUUUGCCGAAUCUGGGACACGGCAUCAGGACAGUGUUUAAAGACACUCAUAGACGAUGACAACCCCCCUGUGUCAUUUGUGAAGUUUUCCCCCAAUGGGAAAUACAUCCUGGCUGCCACCUUGGACAACACACUAAAGCUGUGGGACUACAGCAAAGGAAAAUGCUUGAAAACAUACACAGGCCACAAAAAUGAGAAGUACUGCAUAUUUGCAAAUUUCUCUGUCACUGGUGGAAAGUGGAUCGUGUCAGGUUCUGAGGACAACAUGGUUUAUAUCUGGAACCUGCAGACAAAGGAGAUUGUGCAGAAACUCCAAGGCCACACAGAUGUCGUCAUUUCGACCGCCUGCCAUCCGACAGAGAACAUCAUCGCGUCUGCGGCUUUAGAAAAUGACAAAACCAUCAAGCUAUGGAAAAGCGACUGCUAAGCCUUUUGGGAUCUUUUGAGCCAUUCAUAUUUCCUUUUUUUAUAUAUAUUUUUUUCUACAUUUUCUUGUGAGAAAAGAGGACUUGUUUUCUAACAGAGAGCUCCUGCUGGGUGCGGAGGGCUUUUAGGUAAUGAAAUUCAGCAAGCAGAACCAAAUAAGACCCAUCAGGCACACGCAGUAUCAAAAACCAAGUCAGUUCUGCAGUGGAGGUUUUCCUUUUGUCACGUCUGAGAUAUUCCAUGUGUAUUAAUGUAACAGAUAAAAUUGUUGCUAUCAGUACUCUGUUCUGGUGCUACAGUAUUUCUAACACUGCAUUAACCCAGCAUCACUGCUUCAUACCAGCUCCCACAUAUGCUUCUCUGGUUCUUUCAUUAAUUAAAUGGUUGUUUGGCCUAUCUAAAACAUCUUAAGGCUUUAAUUUGUCUGUUCGAUAGUUUUAGUAGUUUCAGGGUCAAGAAGCUCUUCCCAUCAAGAUUUACCAGUAGCUUAAAGAGGAAAACGAAAUAUCCUUCAGUCUGUUGUAUAUUUAAAUGGCAUUUUCUAAUGUUUUUGAACUGUCACAAUGCCAGAUAUCAAAUUUAUUUGUCCUAUAAGAUGUAUUAUCUAAUUUUGCAUGCAUUAAAGGAGAGACUGACAAGAAUUUGAGGCUAAAGUAAGGAAAUAAGUGAACAAAGCAAGGUAUGAAAUGAUGCCAGAAGAACUUGAAAAUUGAAGUGUCAAGUUGAAGUCUUAUUGAGCACUGAAUUAAGCCUGCCUUCCAUCAAAAUUGUCUUCAAGUAUACAAUGGUGACCAAAUGCAGUUCUGUGUUGUAGGAUUUUUGUACAUAUUAUAUUGACAUGUAUUGUGACUUGAUUUUUUUUUUUUUUUUAUAACUGUUUUUUAUUUUUUUAUGUUCUCCUCUGCUUGAUUAGCUCAUGUUGUGGUUCUGCACACAAAGCUGGCAGCAAAUGUUCUCUCUAGUUACCCUGGAUUUAGUGACGUCUAUGUUUGCAUUUCACAGCUUUCACCUGAAACUUAAUAAAAAAAAACUUUUUUGUA